Messenger RNA from Cyclocybe aegerita, 4524 nucleotides. Lineage: Eukaryota; Fungi; Basidiomycota; Agaricomycetes; Agaricales; Hemipholiotaceae. The record is from the annotation of a GenBank genome assembly.
AUGUCGGACCACCUACCCCCACUCCUCACGGACAUCGUCGAGGAGGCGCCUUCAGCCUCCAUCUCCAGAGCCGCCUCCCAACCUACACUCAGAGGCAACGAUACUCCCAUCGAUGAGGUCCCCCCCCUCCCACACCACUCACACUAUGAACACAACCCACCGCCACCGUCUUCACCGCGUCCAGAGCACAAACGCCGCAGAGACUCCCGCAGGGACUCGCAAGUUUCCCAUGUCUCCGUCGAAUUUUUCGACCCGGCGGGUGUGGAACAACUUCGACGGACGUUGACGCAGCAGACGAAGCAGGAGCAGCAUGAAAUGCAGGAGUUGGGUGGCUCGCAGGCUUCGGCGGCGAGCUCGGAGGUGACGUUGAAUGUCAACGGUGACGGACCGUUUGACUUUGAGAAGAUGUUGAGGCAUGCCGUUCGCAGACGCGACGAACGGCAGAUCAAGCACCGCUCGCUGGGUAUCGUCUUCCAGGACGUCCAUGUUAUCGGUCACGGCGUGUCGGAUUCAUUCCAGCCGACGCUCGGAUCGGUGCUCAACCCACUAGCCGCCAUCGAACAGAUCCAGAAGGCCCGCCACCCGGCGCUGCGUGAUAUCCUCGUUGGGUUUGAGGGGGUGGUGAAGCCACGGGAAAUGCUCCUCGUGCUUGGCAGCCCCGGGUCAGGUUGCAGCACCCUCCUCAAGACGCUCGCGAACCACCGGAAGGAGUACUACUCCGUGCAAGGCGACGUGCACUACGACUCGCUCUCGCACGAGGACCUCGACAAGCGCUUCCGGGGCGACGUACAGUACUGCCCGGAAGACGAUGUGCACUUCCCGACUCUGACGGUCGAGCAGACCCUCAAGUUCGCGGCGACGGCCCGCACGCCCCGGGUCCGUGUCGAUGCGUCGCGAGAGGAGUUUGCGGACUCGACGACGAACCUGCUCGCUACGAUCUUUGGGCUGAAGCACGUCCUGAACACGCCCGUUGGUGACGCCUCUAUUCGGGGUGUGAGCGGAGGCCAGAAGAAGCGCGUGUCGAUCGCGGAAGCUCUUGCUGCUCGGAGCUGCAUCGGAGCAUGGGACAACUCCACUCGUGGACUCGAUGCCUCAACUGCGCUCGAGUUCGUCCGUGCUCUCCGUAUCGCGACGGACGUCUUCGAGCAGACCACGAUCGUCUCGAUCUACCAGGCCGGCGAGUCGCUUUACCAGUACUUCGACAAGGUCUGCGUCAUCUACGAAGGUCGCAUGGCCUACUUUGGCCCUGCGGACCAAGCAAGGCAGUACUUCAUCGACAUGGGAUACGAGCCAGCGAAUCGCCAAACGACUGCCGAUUUCCUCGUGGCCGUGACGGACCCCAAGGCCCGCAUCCCGCGCGCAGGCAUCACGAACCAGCCACGCACCGCGGCCGAGUUCGCCCAGUACUUCAUGAACUCGGAGCUAGGCCUUCUGAACAAGAGCGAGAUCGAGACGUACCGCGACGAGCAUGUCGGCAAGGCGCACAAGAAGGACGCGUAUGUCCAGAGUGCGAGGGCGGAGUUUGCGAAGAGGAGUCACAAGAACAGUCCGUACUUGUUGAGCAUCCCACAGCAAGUCAAGGCCGUCAUGAUUCGCAGAGUGCAAAUUAUCAGGGGUAAUGCGUUGGCCACCGGCCUCAAUCUAGUUUCUUUCAUUUUCCAAGGCAUCAUCAUGGGGACUGUGUUCUUGAAGUCCCAGGACGCGACAAGCGCCUAUUUCUCGCGCGGAGGUGUUCUCUACUUCGCGCUGCUCUUCUCGGCACUCUCAGCCAUGGCCGAAAUCCCGUCUCUGUACUCUCAACGUCCCAUCGUACUCAGACACGACCAGGCAGCCUUGUACCACCCCUUCGUGGAAGCUAUGGCGCUCACACUCGUCGACUUCCCCAUUACGCUCGUUACCACCAUUGUUUUCGCCAACAUCCUUUACUGGAUGGUUGGUUUGCAAGCCAGCGCUGACCAAUUCUUCGUUUUCCUGCUGUUCUUGUUUGCGAUGAGUCUGACCAUGAAGGGCUGGUUCCGGGCCACCGCUGCGGCCUUCAAGUCGGAGGCUACCGCCCAAACGGUCGCUGGUAUCUCGGUGCUCGCGCUCGCAAUUUACACAGGUUACACCAUUCCCAAGCCAUCUAUGAUUGGAGCGCUGCGAUGGAUCACUUACAUAAAUCCGCUGAAAUAUGGGUUCGAGUCCAUUAUGACGAACGAGUUCCGCACUAUCGACGGUGUUUGCUCAAAUCUUGUUCCGCAAGGCCCUGGAUACGAGAACAUCACACUCGACAACCAAGUUUGUACCACGGUUGGCUCUCUCCCCGGUCGGUCAACUGUCGACGGAAACCGCUUUGUGGAGUUGUCGUACGGAUUCAAAUGGAGCAACACUUGGAUGAACUUUGGUAUUGUCGUGGCGUUUGGCGUCGCCUUCCUGGCCGCGCUCUUGAUCUUCACCGAGUUCAACACCUCCCUGUCAACUGAUACUUCCGUCGUUCUCUUCAAGCGUGGUACCAAGCCCAAACCCAAGCGCAAAGCCGGCGAUGAGGAGAAGGGUGAUUUCAGCGAUGAGAAGACCCCCGCUGGUUCUGUCGCUCUUCAGAAACGCCCUUCUUCGAAUGAUGUCGUCGCCCCUGCGAUGACGGACAUUUUCUCCUGGCAGAAUAUCAACUAUACGGUGCCUAUCCCUGGGAAGGAAGACAGGCAGCUCUUGGACAGUGUUUCAGGCUAUGUCGCACCUGGCAAGCUGACGGCUCUCAUGGGUGAAUCCGGCGCGGGUAAGACGACACUACUCAACGUCCUCGCCAUGCGCACGGAUACCGGUGUCAUCACUGGCGAUUUGUUCGUCAACGGACAGGCGGUACCAGCCGACUUCCAGUCCCAAACUGGCUACGUUCAGCAGAUGGACACCCACGUUCCGUUCAACACCGUUCGUGAAGCUCUUCUCUUCUCCGCCAAGCUUCGCCAGCCCCCUUCGGUCCCGCUCUCAGAGAAGGAAGCUUACGUCGAGAAAUGUCUUGAGAUGUGUGGUCUUGUCGAUUACGCGGACGCCACUGUCGGUUCUUUAAACAUCGAGCACCGCAAGCGUACGACUAUUGGUGUCGAACUCGCCGCCAAACCCAAGCUCCUGCUCUUCUUGGACGAACCCACCUCCGGCCUUGAUUCGCAGAGCGCAUGGGCCAUCAUGUCGUUUUUGAGAUCCCUUGCCGACAGUGGACAGGCCAUUCUUUGCACCAUUCAUCAACCGUCUUCUGAGCUGUUCCAGGUCUUCGAUAGGCUCCUGUUGUUGAGGAAAGGCGGCCAGACUGUUUACUUCGGCGAUAUCGGCCAAAAUGCGACCACUCUCAUCGACUACUUCCACACGAAUGGUGCCCGAGAAUGCCAACAGGCAGAGAAUCCCGCAGAAUAUAUGCUCGAUGUCAUCGGAGCCGGUGCAACUGCAACUAGCGCACAGGACUGGUACUCGCUCUGGAAGACAUCGCCAGAGGCCAAGGCCCUCCAAGAGGAGCUCUACUCCAUCCACGUUGAAGGUCGCAACCGCCCCGCUGUCGAAGCCACGUUCCACUCCGAAUUCGCCACCUCUUGGGCUUAUCAAACAUGGGAACUGUUCAAGCGCGACGCCGAGGCCCACUGGCGUGAUCCUACUUACCUCAUGGCCAAACUCGUCCUCGCCGCCGUUGGAGGUCUCUUCAUCGGUUUCACGUUUUUCAAAUCCAAGGACAGUCAACAAGGCACGCAGAAUAAACUCUUCGCUAUCUUCAUGGCUACUAUCAUAUGCGUUCCUCUCUCGAAUCAACUGCAAGUUCCCUUCAUCAACAUGCGCAAGAUCUACGAGAUUCGUGAACGCCCAAGUCGGAUGUACAGCUGGACUGCGCUUGUUACCUCGCAGAUUUUGAUCGAGAUCCCAUGGAACAUCCUGGCGUCCUCCAUUCUGUUCGUGACGUGGUACUGGACGAUCGGCUUCCCGACGUCCAGGGCGGGAUACAGCUACUUCAUCAUGGCGGUCGUCCUUCCUUGCUACUACACCACAUUCGGCCAGGGCGUUGCUGCGAUGGCGCCCAGCGCAGAGAUUGCCGCCGUGCUCUACUCGUUCCUCUUCUCCUUCGUCAUCACAUUCAAUGGUGUCCUACAGCCGUUCAGCCAACUAGGGUGGUGGCGAUGGAUGUAUCGCUUGUCGCCGUUCACUUAUCUCAUCGAAGGUUUACUGGGUCAAGCUAUCGGUCGCCAGCUCGUCAACUGCUCCCCUGUAGAAUUCGUCCCAAUCAACCCUCCCUCGGGGUUGACCUGCGGGCAGUAUAUGGCUCCCUACAUCGCACGCGCCGGUGGUUAUUUAGCCAACCCGCUCGCCACGACUGCCUGCGAAUUCUGCAGCAUGCGCACCACUGACCAGUUCCUCGAGCAAGCAUUCAACAUCCGCUACGACCACCACUGGCGUAAUUUGGGUAUCCUUAUUGCGUUCUCUGUCUUCAACACUGCUCUCGUCUUCAUCUUCACGUACCUCUUCCGCAUUCACAAAGGCAGCUUCCUUCCGCGCAAGAAAAAUUAG